Molecule: messenger RNA, 1930 nt
Organism: Mytilus californianus (California mussel)
Lineage: Eukaryota; Metazoa; Mollusca; Bivalvia; Mytilida; Mytilidae
Exons: 5
Coding region: 8-1930 (640 amino acids)
Biological process (GO): DNA catabolic process
Cellular component (GO): cytoplasm
Molecular function (GO): 3'-5'-DNA exonuclease activity; nucleic acid binding
Source: RefSeq, a predicted model, not a curated record
CUUCAAUAUGUUGCAUUUUGAAGGAGUUUCAACACUGAUUGGAAAAACCACAGGCAAAGUUGUAAACCAUAAGGUUCGCAUAUCAAGCUGUAGAAUUUGUGAAAGGGCAAAGAGCAGAGGUGUCUUACCACGACAACAUAAGUGUAGAAAGAAUUGGAGUGGUUCGGCAAAGGGUAUGGAACCAGAUAUGGUAGUCGAAAUGUUAAAGGAAUUAGAUGAAAAAGGAGUGGAUAUAUUAGAAGUAGUAGGAGAUGAUGAUUCCACAGGGUUUGACCGAGCCAAGCGAUUAAUGCCCAAUUCAAAAAUGGAAAAAAUAAGUGAUAGAAAUCAUAUCAAACAUAACAUUAUUUCAAAGAUAAAUGAACUAAAGCCAAAACACAAAGAGUUAUCUGGAAUGGUUUGUGACGCAAUUGUUAAAAACUUUACAUACGUUGUCAACCAGAAUGUAGGUAAUCCGAGUGGUAUUGAGGACGGCCUACAUGCAUCAAUAAAACACAUAUUUGGCGAACAUGAUAACUGCAAUGAAACUUGGUGCGGAUACCUUAAAGACAAGGAUUCUUAUAUCCAUUCAAAUCUUCCCCGUGGAAAAGACCUAUGUUCGUCUGAACUCAGAUCAGAUCUUGAGAAACUGUUUAUUCAAAAAAUGGUUCCACAGUCUAAAAAGCUAUCUAACUUGGGCUCAUCACAGGCAAAUGAAAGCUUUAAUAACUUAAUUGCUCUCAAAGCUCCAAAAACCAAACAUUUCUCCACAUCAGCAUCUUUAAAUUACAGAGUCAGCUCAGCUGUACUCCAAAAGAAUGAGGGUUAUAAUUACAUUGCUGAGUUAAACACAUCUAUAGGCCUGUCACCUGGAAAUGAGACCCUAAGCAGGGGUAAUAAAUUAAACAAGAAGAGAGAGGGCAACAAAAACAGAUUCAAAAGCAAACAGGGAAAAAGACAACGUAAAGUUCUCAAAAAGAAACGCCUCCAAAAAACAACAGUGGCUGAAGUCAAAGAAGGGAGAACAUACCACAGUUCAAUCGGGUUAGAAGAUUUUGCAACAAUAGACAUAGAAGAAAUACCUGCAAUUCCUGAAGCUGAAACCUUUACAAACAUAGAUGAUGCACCAAUAGUUUGUUUUGAUUUAGAGACAACUGGUUUAAGUAGAUAUUCUGAUAUAACCCAGAUAGCUGCAUGCACCAAAGACAGUUCCUUCAGUCGAUAUAUAUUUCCAGACCAACAAAUUUCAAGAGAAGCAUCAGAAAUAACAAAAAUCACUAUUGUAGGACAAAAAAUGUAUUACAAUGGUAAUGCUGUUGUUUAUAAGCAUAAACAUGAAGGAAUGACUGAUUUUUUAACUUAUUUGUCAAGUUUCACAGAUAAACCUUUAUUGGUAGGACAUAAUAUAAAACGAUUUGACUGCCAUGUUUUAUUUCAUACCUUAAAAUGUAUGAAUAUGUACAGUGAACUAUGUGCAAGUAUUGUUGCAUUUUUAGACUCUUUGAAUUUGUUUAAACUUGUUUCACCUGGCUUGUCAUCUUAUAGCCAGUCUUUUCUUGUUGACAAACUAUUAGGUCAACAGUAUGAAUCUCAUAAUGCUGUGUAUGACACAAAAUUACUUUUUAAUUUAGUCACUGAGAAAGGUAAUGUUUCUCAAUUUAUUAGUGAACUUGCUUUUUCACCUAGCUACCCUCAGUUAUACCAGAUGCAAUUGGCCAACUUGAAAACUUUUGAAAAGCUAGUUCAAUCAAAAUGUCUGUCAAAAGCUAUGGCACUAAAGACAGCGAGGUCUAACCUAAGGUUUCAACAUUUCCAAUUAGCAGUACAACGAAAUGACAUGGCAGGACUCAAAGCCUUAAUGACAGAAAAGUCUUCAACUGGGGUAGUUAGAGUGACAUCAAACAAAAAAAUUAUACAAAGAGUAUAUGAGUAUCUAAUUAGUCAAAAGUAA